AGCCAAUGAAUGUUAUUGCACCAGCAUUUAUUCAACUCUUCAGAUAUUUCCGACCGCCCCUGAAGGCAGCAUAGUCUGUACGGAGACAGCGGGCAGCGGCGGCUCCCGGCGGAGCAGCGUUGCGAUUGGCCAGGGCGAUGAAGGAGGGGGAGGUCUUCUCUCUCCUCCCUCCUCGCCUCGCUACUGGCGCUCCUCUCCGCUCCUCUCCGCUCCUCUCCUCCGCUGCCAACCCAUCUCCUCUCCUCUCCUCCCCUCGCAUCCUAGAGGACAGAGAGAUGCGGAGACAAUAGGACGCAGAGUCGGAGGAGGCUGCGCGAUGCUCGGCGCCACAUCCACAGACCACACACGGCUGCACGGAGGCUUCUCUCGUAGGACGCCGUGACCAGGCGUUUCCUCCCAGCUCACCUGGCCCUAGUAUGCGCUCAGACCGUCCCGUGCGUCUACCAGGAGCCUGGGCUGACAGGGCGCACUUUGUCAUGGCAACACACUGAAGGUGACGCCAGCUUGUUCUGCCUGAGCAUCCGUUCCCCAGUUUUGUACCCCGAGCGUGGUCCAUCCCCUAAACCGGUCCACCACAGCAUGAGCUCCUCUCCGCUGGUGUCCCGGGCCAACAUGGACAUCCUGGACGAGCUGCAGCUGAUCGCAGCCCAGAACCUGGAGAGGCUGGAAGUCAACAAGUACUACGAGGUGAUCAGGGAGCUGGGCAAAGGCACCUACGGCAAGGUGGACCUGGUCAUCCACAAGAUCAGAGGCACAAAAAUGGCGCUGAAGUUCCUGAAGAAGAAGACGACCAAGCUGAAGUCGUUCCUGCGGGAGUACAGCAUCUCCCUCUACCUGUCUCCCUGCCCCUUCAUCAUCAACAUGUUCGGCAUCGCCUUUGAAACCGACGACUACUACGUGUUCGCCCAGGAGUACGCGCUGGCUGGAGACCUCUUCGACAUCAUUCCUCCACAGGUUGGUCUUCCAGAGGCCGUGGCCAAGCGCUGCGUGCACCAAGUGGCCAUCGCCCUGGACUACCUGCACUGUAAGAAGCUGGUCCACCGGGACAUCAAGCCUGAGAACAUCCUCAUUUUUGACAGGGAGUGCCGCAAGGUCAAGCUGUCUGACUUUGGCAUGACCCGCCGGGCUGGCUCGCCUGUUAAAAGAGUGAGCGGCACCAUCCCCUACACGGCCCCGGAGCUCUGCGACGUGUCCCGCCACGAGGGGUUCUGCGUGGACUACAGCACCGACGUGUGGGCCUUCGGCGUCCUUCUCUUCUGCAUGCUGACCGGCAACUUCCCCUGGGAGAAGGCGCUGCCGUCGGACUCCUUCUACCAGGAGUUCAUCCGCUGGCAGAGGAGGAGGACGAACACGGUGCCGUCACAGUGGCGCCGCUUCACCGAGCAGGCCCUCCGCAUGUUCCGCCGGCUUCUCUCCGUGGAGCAGGACCGGCGCUGCUCCGUCAAAGAGGUGUUCGGGUACUUCAGCCACUCCUGGAUGCUGGACGCGGAGAACAACAACAACAACGGCAACAGCAACACAGCAGGCGGAGGCGGCGGGGAGAGGGUCGGAGGAGGAGGGGGAGGAGGAGGCGUGCAAGUAGAGGCGAACGGCACGAUCUCGUCGUCCUCGUCCGGGGAGGAGGAUGAGGAGCUGCUGGUGGAGCGGAUGAAGCAGCAGACUUUAUCUCCCCUCUCUCCACUGUCACCUCACUCGCCCAUGUCUCCUGUGGCGGUGGAGAGGGGGAGCGGCGGCGGGGCCAAGGGUGGGAUGAUGGAGCCAGGCGGCGGCCACCAUUUCGUGCCCGUCUCCACCAGCAGCUCCGUGUCGUCCACCAACAGUUACGAUCGAAUGCCGCGGGAGAACAGUUCCCCGGGCGGACGCAUGCUGGUGGCCACGCCCAUCGAGAUCUGCGUCUGAGCGCGUCGGAAGAGAAAGACUCACCGGUACACACUUUUUUUUACCUCUCAUCCAACCACAUAGAUGUGCACUGCACAGAAAGUCUCUGUUUCUCAUGAGGUAAAAAAAAAAGGAAAAGAAAAAAGAUCCCCAUUCACACUUUGGAUUCAAUGACUUUUUGUGAAUCCCAGAGUACAAAAAAAAUUUGCUUCCAUUAGAGAUUCUGUCACUAAAACCGCCGGAUUAGAAGACCAAAAUGUAUUUCUUAAAGCAAUACUUCAGUAAAAAAAAAAGAAAAAAAAGAAGCAUAUAGAGACAGAAAGUGGCGGAAUGCCGUGUAAAAUCUUCAAGACGUCAAUUUUUGACGAAGCCGAGUGAAACGGAUUUGUAUUUUUGAAGAAGACUGAAACAGAGAUCAAGGAAAUACCUUCAAAAAAAACAAAAAAAACAAAAAACCCGGAGUGAGUGUUUGUUUGAAAUGUCUCAUGUGUAACAAAAAAUGUUAGAGUGUGAGUGUAUUACCGUGCGUUCUGUGUGUAUGAAUCUAAAAGAAGUGGUUUUAUUUUGCUUUGUGACCUUUGUUAUUUAUUGGAAUCUAAAAAGACUACACACUAUCUUUUCUAUUGUUUUCUAUUGUAAAGUAGCUUUCUUUGUUUUCUGUUCGACUUCCCAUUGUACACAUCCGGCAGACUGCUGUACACAUUGGUAUCAGUGGAUGUACAUUAUGUACGAGUUGUCGCCAGUGGUUUUCUGAUGUAAUAUUUUCCCUCUGCUGACCGUCAAAACCAACACGUCCAUGUGAAACGGGACUGAGAGAAGGCUCAUGAGGCCUCAGUCCCUUCAUGACAAACAUAUCUACUUCUAAAUUCAUUUUUUUUUAUGACAUUGCAUAUUCAGUUCAAUCUGAGGAAGAAAGAGGAAAAAAAUCACGUCAAAGAGUCACUUUUUAUAAACUGCAUGACAAGUAGCUCCAACUUAAAUCAAAAAAAUUGAUCUGGCUUUAUAGAAAAGAAAAAAGGUUAAAAAAUAAUUGUAAAAAUGUUGUGACGUGGAUCUUUUGCCGUAGCACAAUUCCUUGCAUCAUGUCUGAGAGUGAAUAUUGCCGUUAUGAUCUCUUGAGACAUCCUAGGGCUAAAAAUCGGGGAAACAAUAAUUAGUUUCUAUUCAGUGUGUGUAGUAUUUGUAUUACUAUUAAUGUCGUGUUCUCAUCUCACCACUUUCAAGAACGGGGGGGGGGGGGGGCAAAGCAUGAGGACAGAGCGAGGGCUUGACAAUAAAUUAUAAGAAAGGCAUUCAAUUUUUUUAGUUUUUUUUUUACAACUAUUAUUUAAGAUUAACAGCAAAGAAGUAAGCCAAUCCUUUCUGUAACUCAUCAUGGAUAUAACCUAAAUAAUCUGAAGGAGGAGGAAAAAAAAAAAAGCAUUGGUUCAUGUAUACGAA
Messenger RNA from Scophthalmus maximus (turbot), 3318 nucleotides. RefSeq names its product brain specific kinase 146 (gene bsk146). Lineage: Eukaryota; Metazoa; Chordata; Actinopteri; Pleuronectiformes; Scophthalmidae. The coding region runs from base 580 to 1899 and encodes 439 amino acids. The transcript is spliced from 5 exons. Gene Ontology annotation, molecular function: ATP binding; protein serine/threonine kinase activity. Gene Ontology annotation, biological process: peptidyl-serine phosphorylation; peptidyl-threonine phosphorylation. The record is from RefSeq and is a predicted model, not a curated record.